Bradysia coprophila is the source of this 2653-nucleotide messenger RNA. RefSeq lists its product as uncharacterized. The record is from RefSeq and is a predicted model, not a curated record. NCBI's taxonomy places the organism in Eukaryota, Metazoa, Arthropoda, Insecta, Diptera, Sciaridae. Gene Ontology annotation, biological process: cilium assembly. Gene Ontology annotation, cellular component: ciliary tip; centriole; ciliary basal body.
CAAUUUCCAAAUUUUCCCAAUUUACCUCAGUCGUUUAUGAAAUCCAACUGUUAAUAGUUAUACCAGUCAAUAUUUUGACAUCGAUUAGCCAGAAAUUAUAUCGAAAUCCAAACAAAUUCAAAGUUAUGCUUAGAGAGCGAUGGACGAAAUAAAUGCCGUCAUCAAGUCUGAAAGUUUGUCGUCUUACUUAACGGUUUGUACGAACGAGGAUGAAGAAAAUAUUUUGAGAGAUCACACCAAAGUUUUUACCAACACGAAAUCGCGAUUGCUUAUACAUUACAAGGACGAUAUCAGGCACACACAAAAUGCAAAGGAACUGGGUGCGUUUAGGAACUAUGACCAGCCAUCUGGAUCAUCUGCACCAACAUUGAAAACAUUUCAACAGCGAUUGAUGCUGGACCAACUUCAUAAGGACAAAGCCAGUGAAAAACUACCUUCACAGAAAUCAUCUGAACAAACGAGGUACAAUGAACCGUUCGAUGUAGAGAAAUUUAGGAGACAUUCAAGCAGAGAAGUGUCCACUUCAAUUUUAAGACAAUUCGUUCGAGAUCCUGCCCGAAGUGGUCAUCCCAAAAAAGGGUCAAACCGACAAAUGUCUGUCUUGAGAAACGAAUAUCAUACAGAGAUUUGUGAGAAAUCUACGAUCGACGAAACUAUGAGAUGUACAAAUUCAAAUGAAAUAGUUUCCGUUCGAGAUCGUUCUUUUACCCGGCAAAAUCCGAUAAAUCAGAAUGUUGAUACACCAUUGAAAUCGAAUACAAUUCUAAAGGCGGACAAAGGGGAAACGAAAGAAGAGCUACAGCAAACGCGGCAUGACGUCGCUCUGGCAAAUAUUGAUAUAAAUGAACAACCAUUUCCACAGAGUGAACCACCGAGUAAACUUCAGAAUGGAACGGGAUCAUUUACGUUGACCAAUGAACACAGCAUUGAGAAUGUUGACCUCCAGUCAGUGAGACAGAUCCUGCAAAACUCGUCGUCGGCGAUAAUCAAAUUCGAUCUCAUCCAGUCGCUGGUUUUGAGAUUAUCGAAUCAGGAACCAGAUGAACGACUUAUAACUGUACAGGACAUUGUUGAUAAUGACGUAUUAGGUGCAAGUGGUGAAAAUGGUAAUGGUAAUACCAUGGAGGACCUGUUGUGGCCAGUCAAUAUUACAACUCCCCAUCCGAUGCAGACCAGUACGGCCAAACUACUCAAUGCUUUAGUCUCGUUCGAAGUUGGUCGAGACUAUUUCAACAAAAUAUCCAUGGUAAAGCUACUUACCUGGAGCGGUAAAGAACAGAUAUACGACUCAAUGGCUGACAAUUUGAUAGAUGCGCUGAAGAAGUUGAGUCUCAACGAACUUCAACGUCGCGAUAUGUUGAACAAAGGGUUACUCCAAUGGCUGAUCAAUCACAUGGAAAUGGUGGAACAUACAGCAUCGAUCGUUCACAUGGAAUGCAUGACCGAUUUACUGAGGGUACUGACGAAUGUAGAGAAUACAACGGGAUUUGCAUCUGUAAAUGUGCCGCACUUCAUCGUUGUGUCAGUCAGAUACUUGAAUGUAGCAAACGAAUACGUUCAGGUAAACGUUGGUCAGGUUCUCCGCACACUGUUCUUAAACGAUUCAGCCGUCGCGAUCGGUAACACAAUAAAUUUGCAUCGAAUUUUUCGCAAUCUACUCAAGAAGGCAUCCAAUUCAAAAUUGAAAGCUGAUCUUCGAUUCAUUUACGAAUUAUUCGUGAAGCACAGAGCUGACACUUCAACUCAUAGUGAAUUGUCUGCUGAUAAUGUUAGUCGGUCAACCGUCUCAGAAAAUGCGAUAUGCUGUGGUCGCCAAGAUGUGAACAGCGAAAUCGACAAUCAAACCGAACAGUUGAUCCGCGAGCAAAAUUUGAUGAUCAUUUCUGAAAGGAACAGUAACGAGGACGCAACUCAACAGGGUGAAAAUGUAGAACUUUCCACAGAACCAAAUAGAAGUUUUACUUCCGAACUAAGAUCGCAGAUCUAUCAGUUAUGCAUGGAUAAGGGUAUCGUCGAAAUGGAUCGUAAGACGCCCAAUGAAGAGAUCAAUGACCAAUACGCAAAUAUUGAGUCCAAUCCCGGUGCUGAAGUUUUGUAUUCCAAUUUAAAUUCAAGGCUAGAGCAGAGUUCGUCGUUAUUAAGCAGUGGUUCACAAUGCGCUACAAGUGAAUGCAAGGAAAGUGCUAUUCAAAUCUUAAAAAUACAAAGUGUACAAGCGAAUUCAGCUGUUGAAAUGGAUCAUAAAAACCAAAACUUACUCAAAAAUUCGUCGUCCAAACUGCAUUUGCAGAAAGUGUAUGAAGACACUGCGCCAAAAGUGUUAACAGACUAUUCGGAUUUGAGCUCCAUAGCGAAAGAUCGGGAGGCACGGAAUGAAAUUUUGGAAAAUGAUAGUUUCAUCGACGAAUUGUGCGAAAAGGUUUUGAAAAAACUCACAUCGAAACUAGCAGCGAAUUUCUUUUGUGGACCGAAUUGUAAUACAAAUGAAAAUAAUAAUAAUUGCUGUACGAAUGUGGAGUCAAACGUUCACUGAUAUCGAGUAUGGAACGGUUCAAAUUUUCAAAAUUUCAAAUUUUAUAAAUUGUCAGUUAAAAAGAGGCCAGUUGGUAUUGGUAUCAACACAUCUAUAAAAAUAAAGAAGAAAUUGUUUGAU